Molecule: messenger RNA, 1764 nt
Organism: Volvox carteri f. nagariensis
Lineage: Eukaryota; Viridiplantae; Chlorophyta; Chlorophyceae; Chlamydomonadales; Volvocaceae
Exons: 11
Coding region: 1-1764 (587 amino acids)
Source: RefSeq, a predicted model, not a curated record
AUGCACCUGGAGGCCAUGGGAACGCCGCUAAGCCCUCGCGCUGCGCAGACUCCAGCGUGUGCAUCGCACGCUCCCGAGAACAAUCUAAGCGAUAAACAGUCUUCCAUAUUAGGCUUAGAUAUACGCGCUUCUGCGCCAGAGCAGCCAUCCGAUCUGCCAAAUACAAAUGGACCGAGGACGUUCCAGCAACAGGUAGUUCUGGAAAUGAGAAAACAGGAAUCAUUACAUCAACAAGAACGUCGACUACAGCGGCAAAAGCAGCAGCAACUUUUAUUUCCGAUGCUUCCCUCGGACCUCCUCCAGCCGUCAUGCGAUAACCUAAGCACGUCUGCAUUGCAACUGGGCCGCUGGCUGGGAGUACGGCGCCUGGUUUCUAAGGCCGCACGGAUUGGUCACGUCCGCGGCGCCUGGGGAGCCUACGUACCCGCUACCGGACGUCUAGCUGCCGUACAUGUUUCCGUACCUUCGCCACGACCAGCUUCCAUGGGGACCCCGCCAGGUGGAUCCAACGCCGCGGCGGGCUCGGGGGCAGCAGGAAUUGGGCAGGGAGGAGGGGCGGUGGCGCCGCCGCCGCUGCCGCCGCCGCCGCCGCCGCCUCCCGGCGCUGCCGACCCGCUGCCGCUAGGGGUUCAACAUCAGCAGCAGGAGCAGCACCCUGAUGCUCCUGAGGCUGGAGAUCUGCUUCCCGAGGAGCGGUUCAAGCUGCAGGUGGUGGCGGCGUGUGGUGGUGGGCUGGUCGCCACGGGUCACCCCGAUGGCCGCGUCCUGGGUUGUGGCCGGGGACCUGUCGUAGCUCUGACGGCGGACGAGGGGCUACUGGCGGUGGCGUAUCGGAGGGAGGUCCUGGGACGGUGUGGAACUACGGGCGACCCGGGGGGGCCGCUGGCUGCACAGCUUGCAGGACAGGGGCACCCUAAUCCGUCACCCCAUCCGACUUCAGAAUGUAUUCGUUGGGUUCGGCAACUCACCACCAGCAUCCAACCAAAUCUAGCGGAUCAACGGCGCAUCAACUUAGUUCCUGGGGGUGUUCUGUUCGUAGCGUCCUCCUCGCCCUCCUUCCUGGGAAAUAACUUUCUGCAAUUCGAAGUCGAGGUGGCGGCGAUAGACCUGGCGGCGGUGGUGGCGGCAGCGGCGGCUGUCGCCACUGCCGCCGCUGCUGCCGGGGCCCACAGCGCUCCUGAUGACGGCGGCGGCGGCGGCGGUGACGGCGGUGUGCCGGAUGGUGUCGUCGGUCGUACCGGCGGCGCCGGUGGCGAAUUACCGGCCGGGACGUCAGCUACAGCUUGUACUGCUGCUGCUACAGCCCCGUUUGUAAUUAGGACGGUGACGCCUCCCCAGCAGUACGUCCUCCGUGGGGCGCCCCUCUCCGAAUUCAAGUGGGACCAGCCCCUCCAGAUGUGUCUUACGGGGGGCCUGCUACUGCUCCGCUGCCUGCAAUUCCCGCUGGCGCCCGGCAAGCUGGCCUGGCCAGGCUUGUUUGCGUUCAGGAUGGGCGACCUCGUAUCGGGCCUGGCGCUGGGACGACAGUGCAGCAGCGGCGGAAGCGGCCCUGGAGCGCCAUCGGCGGCUGCAUUCCCUGCCGGCACCGACGGCCUGGCGGCGGCGGCGGCGGCGGCGCAGCCGCCGUUACUGCCUGCACCGACGGCCGUAUUAUGCCGUACCAUUCAGCCGGACGUGCUUUGCGGAGAUGGUGGUUUUGUCGCGACAGACGAGGAGGCGAUGUUCAUAGGGGAAGGCCGUGCGGAGUGUGCUCUGCCGAAGUGA